Lytechinus variegatus (green sea urchin) is the source of this 891-nucleotide messenger RNA. RefSeq lists its product as uncharacterized. Lineage: Eukaryota; Metazoa; Echinodermata; Echinoidea; Temnopleuroida; Toxopneustidae. The coding region runs from base 1 to 891 and encodes 296 amino acids. The record is from RefSeq and is a predicted model, not a curated record. The transcript has a single exon.
AUGGAGCAAACUGUGCAGCAGCCCGGUGCUCUUGCCGCCGGUGUUAGCGUCAAGCUACCCCCGUUCUGGCCCGAUGAUCCGGUGCUAUGGUUCGCUCAAGUCGAGGCACAAUUCUCAACUCGAGGCAUUACCAGUGAGAAAACUAUGUAUCACUACGUGGUUUCAUCUCUGCAACCUGAGUAUGCUGCUGCAGUUCGGGAUUUACUUGUCUCUCCACCCUCUACCAAUCCAUAUCAAGUUCUGAAAAGUGAAUUAACGAAACGCACUUCAGUUUCGGAACAGAAGAGACUGAACCAGCUUUUAAUUGCAGAAGAGCUUGGAGACCGCUCGCCUACUCAACUCCUUCGCCGCAUGGAACAGUUACUUGGAGGAAAAGAGCUUGAAGUCAGCAUUUUCCGACAGCUUUUCUUGCAGAGACUUCCUAAUCAAGUUCAGACUGUCCUUGCUCCAUGCAGUGAUUCUAUGACAAUUACUCAGUUGGCUGAAAUGGCAGACAAGAUCAUUGAAGUCAGUUCUCCUUCCACGUCUGGUCUCCCUAUUUCAAAUGUGACUACCUCCGAUCCUUCACCAUCGACACGAUCAGACCCGGAGGAAUUCAAGAGACUGUCAAGCCAAGUUCAGCAGUUGACUUUGCAGGUCCAGUCGCUCACCAAGGUGCUUCAUCAGGAUCGUGGUCGCUCAAGUACCAGGUCUUCGAGACGGAAUCGAAGCCGUAGUCGCAGUCGUGGUAACAAUCCAAAAGGCGCACGCCAAUUCGAUACACACGCAGGUGGUGAAUGCUGGUAUCAUUGGCAAUUCGGGAAAGAUGCCAAGAAGUGUUCGUCUCCGUGUUCCUGGCAGGAUAAACCACAUCCUUCUUCGACCCAGGGAAACGCUCAUGCCAGCGAGUAG